Molecule: messenger RNA, 1161 nt
Organism: Penicillium verrucosum
Lineage: Eukaryota; Fungi; Ascomycota; Eurotiomycetes; Eurotiales; Aspergillaceae
Product: LEA domain protein
Exons: 3
Coding region: 1-1161 (386 amino acids)
Source: RefSeq, a predicted model, not a curated record
AUGAUUAGCCUGGUCCGCGACCUCUUGAAGGAUAUCAACGCGACCAAUCAAAUCGCCUUCCUCAUCGAUAAUCUGCCCACCAUCGCCGACAGUGUCUCCGACAAGAUACUCCACGUCUCCGUCGACAAUCCUGCCAAUAGGGCUCCCAUCCUAUCUAAGGAUAUCCCCACCCUCGGCGACCUCAAGACCCUCGGGAAGGAUGGAGCCAUCCAAGACGGCGAGAAGAUCAUCGGACCUCUGAUUGAAUGCGACGCCAAGCGCCUUCUUGGCCACAAGGUUGACGAGGACGGUGAUAUCCUCGACAAGAACGGCAACACUAUCGGCAAGGCAGAGCGCUGGGAGCCCGAGGAGAAGAAGCGCGAUGUCAUUCCCAUGUCUGGGCACAUGAUCACGAAGGAGGGCGAAGUCCGCGAUGCGGACGGCAACCUUGUUGGAAAGCUGACUUCGGGUAACCUCGCCACACUACUCGGUAAGACUAUCGACGACAGUGCAUAUGUUGUUGACAACGAUGGCAACAAGAUUUGCGAAUGCACCUUACUUGAGAUCAUCCCCGAGCCUGAGCCCGAGGAGCCCGAAGAGGAGGAAGAGGAGGGCCCAACGGCCGAAGAGCGGGAGGCUGCGGGAAAGGCCGAACCCGACCGCCAGGUCGCCGGGAAGAUGAUCUCCAUCCUCAGCCAGACCCUCGAUCGAGUCAAGCCUGUUUGCAAGCCGCUCCUCGAAGAAGGCGGCCGCAUUCUGCAAGAAUGCAACGGAGGCAUUCGGGCACUCGACCCUGAUAGACGCAUCGCCGCGACCGCUAAGGCGCGCGCUACUCUCCGUGACGCCAGUCCCGAGGAGUACCAGCUUGCCGACAUGAUCAAGGAGCUCACAGGGACGGUCAUCAAGACCAUUGACAACGGCAAAGGACGUGUCGCUGAUAUGCCUUAUGCUGAGAAGAAACUGAACACCCUCUGGGGUCUGCUCUCAGAGCCAUUGUUCCAGAUCAUCGCUGCCGUUGGCUUGUUGCUUAAUGGGGUGCUCGGACUAGUUGGUCGUUUGCUAGAUGGUCUUGGACUUGGUGGAUUGUUGAAUGGUUUGCUUGGCAGUAUUGGAUUGGACAAAUUGAUCAAUGGGCUUGGUCUGGGCAGUUUGACUGAUGCUCUUGGUCUUGGAAAGAAAUGA